This is a messenger RNA of Rhizoctonia solani, 591 nucleotides long. Its product is annotated as Retrotransposable element Tf2 protein. Gene Ontology annotation, molecular function: chromatin binding. Bases 1 to 591 code for a protein of 196 amino acids. The transcript has a single exon. Gene Ontology annotation, biological process: negative regulation of transcription by RNA polymerase II; chromatin organization. NCBI's taxonomy places the organism in Eukaryota, Fungi, Basidiomycota, Agaricomycetes, Cantharellales, Ceratobasidiaceae. Gene Ontology annotation, cellular component: pericentric heterochromatin. The record is from RefSeq and is a predicted model, not a curated record.
AUGAACCCGUCCAACGUGCCAGCUAACGUACCAGAAGCAGACCAUGUAGCAGAUACCCUGGCCAGGGAAUGGAAGGAAGCCGAAGCGGCCUUAAGGAUGAGCAAGGAAAGGAUGGCUAGAGAGAAAGGAACAACUCCCAAAUACUCAAUUGGCAAAAAAGUCUGGUUGGACGGAAAAAACAUAGAGCUCAGAACCAACUCCAACAAACUAGAUCCAAAACGCCUAGGUCCUUUUGAAGUAACGGAGAAGGUUUCUAGUCAUGCCUACCGCCUGAAACUACCAGAAUCUUUGAAGAUCCACAACGUAUUCUAUGUGGGACUACUAUCCAAAACCCAUGAAUCCCCGAGUCAACCGUUUCCUGAACGACCACCCCCGGAAACAAUAGAGGGAGAAGAGGAGUACGAGGUGGAACAAAUCAUUGACUCUAAAAGGCAACGCGGAAAAUGGUUCUACCUGAUCAAAUGGAAAGGAUACGGGCCCAAAGACAACUCAUGGGAACCAGAGGAGCUUCUAGAACAUAGCCAAGAGGAAAUCCAACGCUUCAACAAGUCGCAACUGAAAAAGGCUUGUGACUCCGCCAAGAGCCUUUAA